GGCAACAUUUUCUUGUCUCUGACAUCUUGUGAUCACAAGACUUCUUCGUUUUGAGUUUUCUGUCAAGUAAAAUUUGGAGAGAAAAGGCCGUCCCUUUUGGGAUUUUCUGGUUUUAAAAGCUCCAAUUGACGAAAACCUCCAUCAAGAUGAGAUACUUCCUGACGUACCUGUUUGUGUUGCUGCUGUCGCUCGCCAUACCCAUAUUUUCGUUGUACUACCUUCUUACUGGAAAGGGUGAGCAAAUCAGUUUCGGAUGGUUCCUGGAGAACACGUCUCCCUAUAUGUGGGGGACGUUGGGAAUUGCUUUCGCAGUAGCCUUUUCAGUAGUGGGGGCUGCAAUGGGAAUCCAUACCACCGGAGUAAGCAUAGUGGGAGGUGGUGUCAAAGCUCCCAGGAUCAAGACGAAGAACUUGAUCUCCGUUAUUUUCUGUGAAGCAGUGGCCAUUUAUGGAUUGAUUACGGCCAUCGUGCUGUCGGGUAUGUUGGAGCAGUACAAAGAGCCAUUCUUGGAUAUAGCUAUCAAGCAACAGAAUUGGAUGGCUGGGUACGUCAUGUUCGGUGCUGGGCUGGCCGUGGGGCUGGUAAACCUUUUCUGUGGCAUCUCUGUCGGGAUCGUCGGGUCAGGAGCUGCCCUCGCUGAUGCAGCCAACGCAGCCCUGUUUGUAAAGAUCCUGAUUGUGGAAAUCUUUGGGUCGGCCAUUGGGUUGUUUGGACUGAUUGUCGGCAUUUACAUGACUUCAAAAGUUAAAAUGGGAAACCAGUAACUUAAGAAGAAAGUCAUACUUGAAUUUAAGUUAUGCAAGAGCACUGGUACUCCUAUCCUGACCUUGACCUCAUCUAACUCGCUGCCAGUGCUUCAAACAAAAAUGUAUUUAUUUAAGGAGCAAUAUAAGCUUUGAAUAAGUGUUGGGACUUGUAUACUUUGGAAUAUAUACUUCAGAAUUGCUGUGUUACAAAAAGUAUGUGCAAUUAUUAUUUGACUUAUUCUGUUUUUUUAUAAUGUUGAUUACCUUAGCACUUGGGAGACCUAUUUGAUGGACAUCUAAAUAAUAUGCAGACAGUAAGUUACAACCUUGUUUGUCUAAUUGCAACAAAUUCAUAAAUAUGAAUAUCUAGUUUUAGUUCUACCAUUCCUUUUUUGAUUUGACUAGACUUCAAAAAAAUUACUACCUAUUAUGUAUUUUGUUAUGUAAACUAUUGAGUUUACAUAACAAAAAUUCAAGCAUCUGCCUUAAUUUAGUUUAGUUUCUUUGAGAAAAAUCUUUGUUUUUUUUUUGUACACAUUCUCUAAAUAGGUUUUGUAUUCAAUUACUCUAACUAAUAUAAUGUACAAACUAUGCCUGUUUUUAAGCAUUGUGCUAAGGUUUCAAACAUUAAAUCAUUUUACAGAAAAGAUUGUAUUGGAUUGUUAUUAGACCACUUUAAUCAUUGUAACCAAUAAUAAUAUAUGAUUUAAAUACCAUAUCACAGUGUCCUGUAUUAAAUUGACUAGAUAUAUAGUGCAUUUUAUAUACUUAAAUAUAUUUUGUCUCAUCGUAGUAUUUUAUAAUGUUAACCAAAUAACUACGUUAAGCAGACCUUGUUUACUAUGGCAUGUAGGAUGAAACACAUUUGGAAAAUAAAAUAUUCACAUGUUAAUUUCUAAUAUCACUAAAUACAUUUUUGUUGUUGUAACAUACCUUACAUAUCUCUUGUUUGAAGUGGUUCAACACGUCACUAGAUGUAUAGUGGCGCUUUCAAUGUCAUAGAAAAUAGGGCCCAGACUGGAUGCACUGAUGUAUGUAGUCAUUUUGUUUAAGGCUUAAACAUUCCAUGAAAUGUUAAUACAACGUUUUUGAACGCUUUGAUUGGUAAAAGCCACUGUAUAUAAAUAAAUGACACUUAUGUUAAUUGUUUUUCGCCGUUUGAGAGUUCUAGCGGAAAAUGUAUGCCCUUUAAGGUAUGGGAAUGUUGAUUUACCCCCCAUAAUGGGUAUUUAUUUAUGUCACUCUGUCAUAUUUACCAUUAAUUUCAGUGCACACUUAUAUGCAUGUGAAUAUAAGUUUUUUUUUUGUAAAGAUUUUUCAUUAUUACAACUCAUGUGACACCACCAAUUUAAUACCUCUUGUGGUCACAAUGACCCUUCUUCCCCCUAUAAUAUUUUGAAAUCACCCCAAUUUUGUAAUGUUUGUCUGAUUUCUGCCAUUUCGUUUAACUAUAUUGUUGGAACACGUAUAAAUAUUGUCAUUAAUAAAUGUAAGUAAAUAUAUAUUAAUUUCUCUUAUAGAAUUAACAUAGCCGGAAAAUUAAUGAUAAUUGAUGUUCAUAAAUAUUUAAAAUUUGUCUAUUUUUUAUGAAAUUAAAUUGUUACUGUUUGUAAAUAUUA
This is a messenger RNA of Pararge aegeria (speckled wood butterfly), 2365 nucleotides long. It is a transcript of the gene VhaPPA1-1, whose product is annotated as V-type proton ATPase 21 kDa proteolipid subunit. Gene Ontology annotation, cellular component: proton-transporting V-type ATPase, V0 domain. Bases 147 to 764 code for a protein of 205 amino acids. The record is from RefSeq and is a predicted model, not a curated record. Lineage: Eukaryota; Metazoa; Arthropoda; Insecta; Lepidoptera; Nymphalidae. The transcript has 2 exons. Gene Ontology annotation, biological process: proton transmembrane transport. Gene Ontology annotation, molecular function: proton-transporting ATPase activity, rotational mechanism.